Molecule: messenger RNA, 2730 nt
Organism: Myotis lucifugus (little brown bat)
Lineage: Eukaryota; Metazoa; Chordata; Mammalia; Chiroptera; Vespertilionidae
Product: death-associated protein kinase 1
Exons: 2
Coding region: 28-1437 (469 amino acids)
Biological process (GO): positive regulation of canonical NF-kappaB signal transduction; MyD88-dependent toll-like receptor signaling pathway
Molecular function (GO): TIR domain binding
Source: RefSeq, a predicted model, not a curated record
GUCUGCAUGUUCUAGGUCUGCCCUCCGAUGACUCACCUGUGUGAGAAAAUCAUCUCCACGCUGCCGUCCUGGAGGAAGCUCAAUGGGCCCAACCAGCUGAUGUCACUGCAGCAGUUUGUGUACGACGUGCAGGACCAGCUGAACCCGCUGGCCAGCGAGGAGGACCUCCGGGGCAUCGCCCAGCAGCUCCACAGUGCCGGCGAGAUCAACAUCAUGCAGAGUGAAACGGUCCAGGACGUGCUGCUCCUGGACCCCCGCUGGCUCUGCACCAACGUCCUGGGCAAGCUGCUCUCCGUGGAGACCCCGCGGGCCCUGCACCACUACCGGGGCCGCUACACCAUGGAGGACAUCCAGCGCCUGGUGCCCGACAGUGACGUGGAGGAGCUGCUGCAGAUCCUCGAUGCCAUGGACAUCUGUGCCCGGGACCUGAGCAGUGGGACCAUGGUGGACAUCCCCGCCCUGAUCAAGACGGACAACCUGCACCGCUCCUGGACGGACGAGGAGGACGAGGUGAUGGUCUACGGCGGUGUGCGCAUCGUCCCCGUGGAGCACCUCGCCCCCUUCCCGUGCGGCAUCUUUCACAAGGUCCAGGUGAACCUGUGCCGGUGGAUCCACCAACAGAGCGCCGAGGGGGACGCAGACAUUCGCCUGUGGGUGAGCGGCUGCAAGAUCGCCAACCGCGGGGCCGAGCUCCUGGUGCUCCUGGUCAACCACGGCCAGGGCAUCGAGGUCCAGGUGCGCGGGCUGGAGACGGAAAAGAUCAAGUGCUGCCUCCUGCUGGACUCGGUGUGCAGCACCAUCGAGAACGUCAUGGCCACCACGCUGCCAGGGCUGCUGACGGUGAAGCAUUACCUGAGCCCCCAGCAGCUGAGGGAGCACCACGAGCCCGUCAUGAUCUACCAGCCCCGGGACUUCUUCCGGGCGCAGACCCUGAGGGAGACCUCGCUGACCAACACCAUGGGUGGGUACAAGGAAAGCUUCAGCAGCAUCAUGUGCUUCGGCUGUCACGACAUCUACUCACAGGCCAGCCUGGGGAUGGACAUCCACGCGUCAGAUCUGAACCUCCUGACGCGGAGGAAACUUAGUCGCCUGCUGGACCCGCCCGAUCCAAUGGGGAAGGACUGGUGCCUUCUCGCCAUGAACUUGGGCCUCCCUGACCUCGUGGCCAAGUAUAACACCAACAACGGGGCUCCCAAGGAGUUCCUCCCGAGCCCAGUCCACGCCCUGCUCCGGGAAUGGACCUCCUACCCCGAGAGCACGGUCGGCAUCCUUAUGUCCAAACUUCGGGAGCUGGGGCGCCGAGACGCGGCAGACUUUCUACUGAAGGCGUCCUCUGUGUUCAAAAUCCACCUCGAUGGCAACGGCCAGGAGGCCUAUGCCUCGAGCUGCAACAGUGGCACGUCUUAUAAUUCCAUUAGCUCGGUCGUGUCCAGGUGAGGGCAGCUUUGGCUUGGGCAGGGUGUCUUCAAACUGCAAAAGCAAGGGGGAUGCAGCCAUCUUUCGCACCUGAGAUUCCAGAUGCACCCCUUCCUAUGUCCCCCUCCCUCCCGCUGCACCUAUUUCUCUGCUACUCCCUCCCUCCUUCCCUCCCCCCCUUCCUCCCUCUCACACAUUCCAUUGUGAGUGAACGGUCUGUUCUAGUUUAAGAGCUAAUCAUACCCGUUCGUUUGGCCAUUUGAGAAGCUAGUGUCCCUCCUCUCCCUGUUCUGGACUCCAUCUCUCAGCCUCUAGUACCUUGCUUCUGACUGAUAAUUUUACUGGAAUCCCUAACUUUUCAAUGAAAAAAUUUUUAACGAUUAUAUUGAUUGUCCUUUAAAUAAAAAACGCACAUUUAUCCAAAAUGUGCAUUUCAUACUCUUCUUUGUUAUAUUAUCAUGUCCUCAGCUUAUCUUUUUUAUAUUUAUAGGAAAACCCCUCAUGUAUGGACUCCCACUGUAUGAUUUAUAAAUAGACAAUAUGUGAGUGCCUUUUGCAGACGAGGGUGUGUUUGAAAUCAUCACGUCAGCCAGGAGCUGUCCCGAAGGAAACGCUCCCCUCUGCUCCUUGCUGUAUGCUGAUCAUCGCCAGAGGUGCUUCACCCUCCGAUUUGCGUUGGGUUUUUUCCCCGGCAAUUUGUGUGUUUUAUUUGGCAAGGAAGGGGGAAAAAGGAAUCCUCCUCUAGAGUGAUUUCAUGGCCAGUGUUGUUGCUGCGAUGACAUGUAUUCGUUAGCUUUUGUUUAAACGUCAAUGUGAACGUCCACGUGGAAUCGACAAACUGUGGCGCUUUAUCAUUCCCUCUCAUCUCAGGUAGAAGGCUGACAGUUGUAGGGCUACGAAGAUCUGUGUGAGAACGCAAAACCCCCGACUCACGGUUUGUGGCAGUCCGUUGUCAUUUGUGCAUAGCAGACGGUUUUCCACAUUGAGAUCCUGGUUUGAUAACUUCCUGUACUUGAAAUCUACAAAAGAAAAUAAAGGAAGCAAGUUUUCUUGCAGUGACUUUCUAUUGUGAUAGAGUUUUAAAUCCAUACGGGGGAACAUGUCCUAAUUCUUCUGUCCUGAGAAGCAUGUAAUUUUAAUGUUAUAUCAUAUGUGUGUGUGUGUAUAUAUAUAUAUAUAUGCAGUAUGUAUAUACAUAUAUAUUAAUACAAGUAUUUUUACUUAAUCUAUGAGAUAGUAAAGAAGGUCACUUGUUUUUCUUUUUGUUGGUUUUUUUUCCCUUUUUUUUAAAAUAAACUAUUGCUUGUUGCAUUA